This is a messenger RNA of Aspergillus steynii IBT 23096, 1200 nucleotides long. Its product is annotated as PhzF family phenazine biosynthesis protein. Gene Ontology annotation, cellular component: cytoplasm. Lineage: Eukaryota; Fungi; Ascomycota; Eurotiomycetes; Eurotiales; Aspergillaceae. The transcript has a single exon. Bases 267 to 1175 code for a protein of 302 amino acids. The record is from RefSeq and is a predicted model, not a curated record. Gene Ontology annotation, molecular function: isomerase activity. Gene Ontology annotation, biological process: biosynthetic process.
AUGCUCCGAUAUCGACUCUCCACAGUGAUGUCGCACAAAAAGCAGACGGCUUUCGCGGGCCACCGUUUGCCGGGACACAGGGCGUCGGCAAUGUGAAACCACGGUUCGGACAACCAUUGCCGAGCAGACUCCAGAGACUCCUAUCUCGAUGACUCGAGCGCCCCACAAUGAGCCCGAGCUUGAGCAUUUAGUGCGGCACGCCUGCUGUCAUUUUGGCGCACCGACAUUUUGAAUCUUUCAGAUCCCACCAUCUCUUGACCUGCAUCAUGUUCCUCAACUACGUUGUCGUGGAUGUCUUCACAACUACACGAUUCAAGGGCAAUCCCCUGGCCAUCGUGCAAGUGCCCGCGAACUAUUGGUCCUCUUUAUCCCAGGAAGCCAAACAACUGAUUGCGGUGGAGUUCAAUCUCUCGGAGACAAUUUUCUUGCACGAACCCCCGGAAGACAGCCAGGAUCCGACCGAAUCGGUUUCCGUCGAUAUUUUCACCCCGAAAUGUGAGAUUCCGUUCGCCGGCCACCCAACGAUUGGGAGUGCAGCCUAUAUUUUUCAGAAUUAUCCCAGAGCUGCCAAUGGAGGAUUAAAGGAAUUGGUGACCAAAGCCGGUCGUAUUCCGGUGUCGCAGGAUUUGAACACUUCUCUUGUCAGCGCGAGUAUCCCGUUCGAUUACCAUCUCCACCAGACGCCUGUGUUGUCUAGUCUCGCGGUAUCCGGUGCCGCGCCAGUCACCUCUAUUGUGAAAGGAAUGACGUUUGUUCUGGCCGAGCUGCGUGAUCUCGAUUGCCUGAAAGAUGUUUCUGCCGGGUUGGUUGAGGAUUGCAUCCGGCCACAGGGUUUGGACGAAGGGUGGAACCACGGGCUCAUGGCGACAAAAUACUAUGUCGAUCUUGGGAAAAAUGAGCAAGGUUGCAGGCAGCUGCGAACCAGGAUGUUUGUUUCGUGGGAAGAUCCGGGAACAGGCAGCGCAUCCAGUGCACUCUCUUGCUUCCUGGCGCUGGAGGAGCCAAAGGAGCAGGGAAGUGGACCUUUUGAAUACCACAUUGUCCAGGGCGUUGAGAUAGGAAGGAGAAAUGACAUCUUCGUUAGAGUUUCUCGAAGCGUAGAUGGAGAAAGAAUCACGGAAGUCUUGCUUCGAGGUACAUCGGUCUUGGUUAGCGAAGGGCGAAUCACAGUGUAAUGAAUGCCUUCAAUGUUGACUGGAG